Messenger RNA from Cyphellophora attinorum, 1680 nucleotides. RefSeq names its product Choline transport protein. Lineage: Eukaryota; Fungi; Ascomycota; Eurotiomycetes; Chaetothyriales; Cyphellophoraceae. Gene Ontology annotation, biological process: amino acid transport; transmembrane transport. Gene Ontology annotation, molecular function: transmembrane transporter activity. Bases 1 to 1680 code for a protein of 559 amino acids. The transcript is spliced from 6 exons. The record is from RefSeq and is a predicted model, not a curated record. Gene Ontology annotation, cellular component: membrane.
AUGAAGCGCCCUUCGAUCAGUGGCAGCACCAACGGCGAAGGCCGUCAGCGGCGUCGCACCUCUGUCGCCGACGAUGCAGCGCAGUUGGCGACAUUAGGCCACAAGCAGGAGCUGCAGCGGAAUUUCAGCUUUAUUUCUAUGCUUGGUUUGGCUUUCGCCAUUCUGAACUCGUGGACCGCGCUCGCUGCGUCGCUGACGCUUGCGCUUCCAUCAGGUGGCCCGUCGAGCGUCAUUUGGGGCUUGAUCACGGCAGGAGUUGGCAACUUGGCCCUUGCAGCAUCGCUCGCCGAGUUCAUCUCCGCCUUUCCCACAUCUGCAGGACAGUACCACUGGGCAGCUAUCGUUACGCCGAAACGUUGGGUUCCCAUCGUCUCCUGGGUCACUGGCUGGGUUAACGUUGCCGGAUGGGUAGCUCUGUCGUGUACAGGCGGCCUCUUAGGCAGCCAGCUCAUCAUUGGGGCCAUCAGCUUCUUCGACGACAGCUAUACCAGCCAUCCGUGGCAGCAGUUCUUGAUAUACCUCGCUUACACUUUUGUGGCAUUUCUGGUGAACGCGUUUGGGACCAGGCUACUUCCCAUGAUCACGCAGACGGCCUUCAUCUGGAGUAUCGCAGGUUUCGUGGUAAUUUGUAUCACGUUGUUGGCAUGCUCAAGUCCGAAUUACCAGUCAGGGAGCUUUGUGUACAGCGACUUCAUUAACGAGACUGGGUGGCCGGACGGGUUCGCAUGGCUGCUGGGCCUUUUGCAAGGCGUUUUCGGCUUGACUGGAUUCGACGCUGUUGCGCACAUGAUCGAAGAGAUUCCAAGUCCGACUGUCGAAGGCCCAAAGAUCAUGAUCUAUUGUGUUGCAAUAGGUGUCUUUACCGGCUUCGUCUUUCUUUCGGUUCUGUUGUUCGUGCUCAAGGAUCUCGACACAGUCCUCACCAGCACCGCAGGACCGCUGCUGCAGAUCUUCUACGAUGCAACGAAUAACCAAGCGGGCGCAGUGUGUCUACUCAUCUUUCCAUUGGCUUGCGUUCUCUUCGCAGAGACCUCGAUCAUGACCACCAGCAGUCGUAUGACGUACGCCUUCGCGAGAGAUGGCGGAUUGCCCUUCAGCAAGUUCUUCGCGAAGGUACACACUGGCCUUGAUGUGCCACUCAAUGCACUCAUUCUGACUAACGUGCUCGUCGUCAUCUUCGGAUGCAUUUUCCUGGGCAGCAGUAGCGCUUUCAACGCCAUCGUGUCCGCAAGUGUUGUUGCUCUGGGAAUCACUUAUGCCAUACCUCCGUCGAUCAACUGUUUGCGAGGAAGGAGGAUGCUCCCUGAGUCACGACCGUUUGUGCUGUCUGGACCUAUAGGAUGGACUUGCAACUUGGUUGGAAUUGCGUUCGCGCUUCUGACUACGGUUCUGUUUGUCUUCCCUCCGUUCCUGCCAGUGACCGGCACCAACAUGAACUACUGCAUUGUAGCGUUCGCCAUCGUCAUCAUCGUUUCGACUGUUCAGUGGUUUAUUGAUGGUAGGAAGAACUUUCAUGGACCCUACAUUGACCCCGAGGCUAUGGCCGCCGCCGGUGCUCCCAGCGAAGGACUUGGAUUGGCUGUUGGCGACAGUAGAGCCGACACUAAUGGCGGGAGCGAUGCCAAUGUCAAGGAUAGAGCCGAGUUAGAUGGCGAGAGCGCCGGGAAGAAGGCCGUGUAA